Messenger RNA from Anastrepha ludens (Mexican fruit fly), 1413 nucleotides. RefSeq lists its product as uncharacterized. Bases 1 to 1413 code for a protein of 470 amino acids. NCBI's taxonomy places the organism in Eukaryota, Metazoa, Arthropoda, Insecta, Diptera, Tephritidae. The record is from RefSeq and is a predicted model, not a curated record. The transcript has a single exon.
AUGCUAAUUUCCCCGAAGGCAAAACGUAAAAAGGUGAAUAAAGAAGCAUCUUUUCCACUACUAUCAGACGUGACCCAAAAUCAUAAUUGCAAUGAUCCAAAAUUCAUUAUCAUUAAAUCUACCGAUGUGUCCAACUCCUUAUCAAAAUACAGCGUUUUUGCUAAAAAGAAGGCUAUUGAUGGCAUUAGUACCGAAUACUUAUCAGUAAGCUUACUACGCGAUGGCAGCCUGCUGAUUCUAACAAAAUCUCUCAAGGUUGCUGAGAAAUUUAUAAAAUGCAAAAACUUUGGCGGCCUAUGUCCCGUGUCUGUUACUCUUCACGAAGCCCUUAACACUUGUAAAGGUACAAUUUUCGACAAGAAUUUGGCAAAUACGGACGAAAAAGAAAUUCUGGAGGCUUUAAAUUCACAAGGAGUUGUGGGAAUAUUCAAAUUUACUAAAACUAUUAAUAAUAUAAAAGUUCCUACAGGCAGAAUAGUUCUGUCGUUCAACUUGUACAAAGUUCCCCUCACUAUUGACAUAGCUUGGUACUCAGUGAAAGUUGAGGAAUACUUUCCUACCCCCAUGAGAUGCCGCUCAUGCCAACUACUAGGUCACACCAUAAAAAGAUGCAAUAAUAACACCACAUGUGAAAUUUGUAACUUUCCACCCCAUUCCACACUGCCAUGUCAACGCACAAUGUGUGCUAACUGUUUUGGGCCUCACCCCGCCACUGCUAGAGACUGUCCAAAAUACUUACAAGAGAAAGAGGUAUUAAAAAUAAAGACGCAGAACAAGUGCAGUUAUGCCGAAGCAAGACGCUUAUACAAACAACAAAACCCCAUCAACCUAAGCCAAAUGCAAUCUUACUCGUCAGUUCUAAACUCAACACAAGUUUCGCACCACAAUAUCGCUCACAACUCCAUGGAUCGUACCUCUUCAAACAGCACUGCAGUCGCCACUCAACCACUCAACACCACUAACCAAUCCGACACAUCUACGAACACGUCUCUUUCAAGUUCUCAUUCAAUCUCUCAACACUCAUUGGAUCAUAUUCAUACUCCUUCAAUAGCCAUCACAACGUCGACACCUCAAUCUCAAUAUCUCUCAGCUAACUCAAACGAUCAAAACAACAUCCACUCAACAGCAAAUAUCCGCUCUACCUCUCCAAUUCAUUCUCCAACCACACCAACUAUCAGUACCAUGGACUGUAUUCAAAACAAUAACAACUACGAAACUAAUGCAUCAACAACUCACUCCAAUCAAUUUUCUGUUCACCAAUCAAAUCCUCUUACUACACCCUACAAUUCCUACAACACCGCAAACACUGAAUCCAACACUCAUUCCAAUACAAUCCCGCAAUCUCUACUAACAACAAUAUCCGAAAUGCACAAUACUACUACACCUUGGGAGCUUCAAGAACCAGAGCUAUAG